AUGGAGCCCCCUUUAAGCAAGAGGAAUCCAGCGAUAAGAUUAGCGGAUUUGGCAGCGACUCAACCCCUUCCUCAUCAGAAUAUGACAGGCUUCCCGGGGCUAGGGGGGCAUCACCCUCUCUCCCACCAUGCCCACCUCCACCCUGGGGAGCUGGGCAACGACCCCGGAGUGGCACUCACUCCAUUUGGACCCGAGCACAUGGCACAGACAAAUGCUCUCAAACUUAGCCCAUCUCAGCACAUUCAGAGCCAUCCCGAAGCCCAGACCGCGGCAUCCUUCACUUCUGCUCAGACCACAGUUGGUUUCCCCGUGGCUCACCCCCACUCAGGCUACUCAAGCAGCAGGGACUUCAUCCUCAGGAGAGAACUCUCAGCCUCUGCUAUGCAUGCACUUGGCGACCAGCAUAGUUCCGCCUCCUCCCCUCAUCACCAUGGCAUGUUCAUCUCCCCAACAGGUGCUUAUGGGCACGCGGAAAGUGGGGCCCAUUCACUUUUUACUGGACUUCACGACCAAGCGUCCCAAGGUGCCCACCACCAUGCCCUCAACGGGCAGAUGCGCCUGGGUAUACCGGGGGACAUCUACGGCAGGCCAGAGCACUUCGGGCACAGGCCAGAGCACUAUGGACCCUCUUCUCUCCACAGCUACAACUCCAUGAACCUCAAUGUGAACCUCGCUUCUGCUCCUCACGGAGCGGCGGGGGCGUUUUUAAGAUACAUGCGGCAGCCCAUCAAGCAGGAGCUGAUCUGCAAGUGGAUUGACCAGGAGGUGAGUCAGAAGAAGCCCUGCUCCAAGACGUACAGCACCAUGCAUGAGCUGGUCAACCACGUCACGGUGGAGCACGUCGGGGGACCGGAGCAGAGCAGCCACGUCUGCUUCUGGGAAGAGUGUCCACGGGAAGGAAAGGCGUUCAAGGCGAAGUACAAACUGAUCAACCACAUCCGAGUUCACACGGGAGAGAAGCCGUUCCCGUGUCCCUUCCCGGGAUGUGGAAAAGUGUUCGCUCGCUCGGAGAAUUUAAAGAUUCACAAGAGGACUCAUACAGGAGAGAAGCCGUUCAAGUGCGAGUUCGAAGGCUGCGACCGAAAAUUCGCCAACAGCAGCGACCGGAAGAAGCACUCCCACGUCCACACCAGCGACAAGCCUUACUACUGCAAAGUGCGCGGCUGCGACAAGUCCUACACGCACCCGAGCUCGCUGCGGAAGCACAUGAAGGUGCACUGCAAGUCUCCGCCGCCCCCGUCCACCAACGUCACCUACAUCUCCUCCACGAACCCCCUGGGAGACCCCCUGUCUCCCCACUCCGACGCGCACAGGCACCGCUCCGCCAACCUCUCCCCUCAGGUCACCAACCUCAACGAGUGGUACGUGUGCCAGGGCAGCGGCGGUGGGCCCAACCACCUCCACACCCCCUCCAGCGACGUGCCCACCUCCGACUCGGACGAGGAGGACUCUUUCAGACACACAGACCCGAGGACGAUGCUCUGA
This is a messenger RNA of Limanda limanda (common dab), 1485 nucleotides long. It is a transcript of the gene zic5, whose product is annotated as zic family member 5 (odd-paired homolog, Drosophila). The record is from RefSeq and is a predicted model, not a curated record. The transcript is spliced from 2 exons. Gene Ontology annotation, cellular component: nucleus. NCBI's taxonomy places the organism in Eukaryota, Metazoa, Chordata, Actinopteri, Pleuronectiformes, Pleuronectidae. Gene Ontology annotation, biological process: central nervous system development; regulation of transcription by RNA polymerase II. Gene Ontology annotation, molecular function: RNA polymerase II cis-regulatory region sequence-specific DNA binding; DNA-binding transcription factor activity, RNA polymerase II-specific. The coding region runs from base 1 to 1485 and encodes 494 amino acids.